AUGGGUGUGCUGAAAUUGUUGGCGGUUGUCGUCGUCGUCGCCGCCGCCGCCGUCGCCGUCGUCGAUGCCCAACACGGCACCGUCGGUCGCCCGUGCGAGGUGUCGACGGACUGUGGAACCGGCAACUAUUGUGCCGGCAACAAACGUUGCGCAUGUCUCACCACCUAUGUCGAGAUUGACUCGUACUGUUGGAGAAAAAUUAAUCCCGGCGAGUCGGGAUGCACACAGAAUCGGCAGUGCGAAGCGGUUUGGCCUGGAGCCUAUUGUCGAUCGGGCGAAUGCCGAUGUGCCAACAAUCAGCCGCCAUUCAGAACCAGAGAUGGAUUGGUCUGCCUUAACUACGGUUUCUGCCCAUUGAACGGCAACAAUCCGAAAUUCCGCAUCGAAAACCAAGUUCAACAAUGCUACGGUGGCGCCGACGCCACCUGCGAAGCCAUCGGCGCUCUCGCCUAUGACUGCAUUUGCGAUUCGGACGAUUGCACGGUGAACAACCCGAUCAGCUUCUGUUGUCCGUCGCGAGCGUUCGCCUGCAUCCAACCGCCCAACGAGGGUUACACACCGCCGGGCGGCGGCACCACUCUUAACCAUUGGUACCACGAUCCGAUCACCGGUGAAUGCCGUGAGCUCAAAUAUCAAGGAUACGGAGGAAAUGCGAAUAAUUUCCAGACGAAGGACCACUGUGAAUCCUAUUGCAAACAGACUUGCAAUCGUGGUCUUCCAUUGUAUCGCGAUCGGACCACUGGCGUCAAGCAGGAGCCAGUGUACUGUCAGGGCAAUGAUAAUGGUUGCAAUAACCCGAACUAUCAGUGUACCACAAUGGGAACUCUUCAACAAUGCUGCCCCACAUACUUGUUCAUCUGCUCUCGCAAUGGUGGCAUUCCGACAGAGGUCUACAACACCGCCGGCGGACUUCCGACCGAAUUCUUCGACGUCGGAAUUCCGGAUGGUACCGGCAACACCUCCCCGAGAUUCUAUUAUGAUUCGCGCGAGGGACGCUGCAUUCAGUUCUCGUACCUCGGACAAGGCGGCAACUUCAACAACUUCCUCUCGCAGGAUCACUGCGAGAAAUUCUGCUCGAGAAUUUUGUGUUCGGCCGGCGAGCCGCUCAAAGACUCAUCCGGCGAGCGCAACAUGGAGUGCUCGCCGACGGGCUCCGGCGCCAACUCGUGCCCAUCGACGCACUCGUGCGAAUCGACGUCGGGCUCGACGACGUUCGGCGGCGUGUGCUGCCCACGUCCGCAGUACGUGUGCAAAUUGCCGCGCGAGCAGGGCAAUUGCGGCACCUACUCGAAUCGUUGGUGGUUCAACGCGAAGACCGGCAACUGCGAGGAGUUCAUCUAUUCGGGUUGUCAAGGCAACGCCAACAAUUUCGAGACGUACAAAGAGUGCCAGGAUUAUUGUCGCGACGCGCGAAGCGAGCCGCAGUGUAUUCAGGGCACCGCGCUCACCGACUCCAACGGCAACUUCAUCAUUUGCGGCGGCUCGUCGGCGGCGUCGACGACGUGCCCCGCCAACCACUAUUGCUACUACGACGGCACCACCUACGGAUGUUGUCCGACGCAGGCGUACACGUGCUCGCUCUCCUACAAAUCGGGAGCGUCUUGCGGUCCGGCGGUCACCCGCUGGUACUACGAUUCGACGACGCGAACAUGUCAGACCUACUCGUUCAAUGGAUGCGACGGAAACUCGAACAACUUCGCCACUCAGCAGGACUGCAAAGACUAUUGUCGCGUCGAGUCGUGUCCCGACGGCGGCGAAGUGUGGAAAGAGCAGAACGGAGCGGCGCGCGCGUGCACCACCAAUCGGCAAUGCCCGUCGACGCAUUAUUGUACGCCGGUGACGACGUGGACCGGCACCGUCUACCAGACGAAAUCAUUGUGUUGCCCGUCGAAGAAUUUCGUGUGCUCGCAACCGCGAGACGUCGGCGUUCGGUGCAGCAGCACGCGAAUCACACGCUGGUACUUCAACGCCGACUCGAAGACGUGUCAGACGUUCGAGUACAACGGAUGCGAGGGCAAUCGCAACAAUUUCGCCAGUCAGAAAUCGUGCCAGAACUAUUGCCUAUCGGAAGCGUGUCCGCCGGGAACCGUCGUCGCCAAAGACGGCGACGGCAGUCGUUUGGUGCAAUGCAGCAAUCCCGGUGGCAACGGACGAGUGUCCGGUGGUUGUCCGGAUGGCUACACGUGCUAUUCGUCGCCGCUUCUCGAUCAGAAUGUGUGUUGCGGCGCUUCAACUGAAUUGCAGUCCCUCUGUCCGGCCUCGUCGACGCCGUUCAUCUCGGCGCUCUCCCUUCAGCCAAUGCAAUGCACACCGAAUGUCGAUGGCGCCUGUCCGGGCAACUUCUUCUGUUGGUUCUCGACGACGACGACGUCGGUGAACGCCUUCUAUUGUUGCCGAUCGCCUGACAGCGUUGAUACCGGAUACUGCCCGCCACAAUUGGUGCCGGUGCCUGGCGAGAACGGCGCCCAGUACAAAUAUUGUUCGCCGUCGGCGCCAUUGAAUGACGCGAUCCAGGGUUGCGGAGCGAAUCGGCACUGUCAGUUCAGCACCAAUCUUGAGCGAUACAUUUGUUGCGGUCUGGAGUCGGACGUGCGGCUGCCGAAUGUGUGCCCGCCGCAGCCGGCGAAUCUCGUGCCGGUUGAGUUGGCCGGAAAUUAUCGGACGUGCAAUCCGUAUGCUCGCGCCGGAACACCGCAAUCGUGUCCGGACAACUCGGCGUGUCUGUACACCGGCAACGACAACGGCUUCAUCUGUUGCCGAGUGCAAUUGGGCAACGGAAAAUCGUAA
Messenger RNA from Caenorhabditis bovis, 2787 nucleotides. The record is from the annotation of a GenBank genome assembly. NCBI's taxonomy places the organism in Eukaryota, Metazoa, Nematoda, Chromadorea, Rhabditida, Rhabditidae.